CACGAAAUAAAGUGUCAUGGAUCUUUUUACAAACUUUUGGGAUUUUUUACGAUGCUAGCGAAGUUGGUCAACGACGAUGAAUGAAAUAGGGCUGCGGAGAACCCUCCCUGACCCAUCAUUAGGGAGUGGGCACACGUUGGACACCGUCCGCCACCCAAGUGUCAUCAACCCCAUCCUGUCCAAAAGAGUCUGCUUCUACAAAAGUGGAGAUCCUCAGUUCAAUGGCCUGCGUAUGGUCAUCAACAACCGUACUUUUAAAACCUUUGAAGCGCUCUUGGACAGCCUCUCAAAAAAGGUUCCCCUGCCGUUUGGCGUGCGGAACAUCACGACUCCUCGAGGGGUUCACGGCAUUAGCACUUUAGACGAACUCGAAGAUGGGAAAUCUUACAUCUGCUCUGACAGUCGUAAAGUCAAACCCUUCGAUCUGGCGCUGGCUCGGAGAAAACUGCCACCUUGGUACCACACAAGACCCGUUAGUUCUCGUCGCCGGACCGGGCAGUUUUUUCCAGGCAGGAAAAACUUCCACUGGCAAGAGCCGAUCGUCAUACGCACACCAAAGAGGCUUGUGGUUUUUCGCAACGGAGACCCUUCCAUCAAGCACACUGUGGUGCUUCACAAGAAGACUACACCUAGCUAUGAGUCUAUCCUGAACUAUAUCUCUGAACUGGUCCAGUUUCAUGUGAAUAAACUACACACACCAGAUGGCAGACGUGUUGAUGGUCUUCCAGGUUUGAUUAUGUGUUCUGGGACUGUGGUGGCUGUAGGCAGGGAGCCUUUCAGACCUGCCAUAUACAGCAAAUCUCCAGCUCCAACAAGGUGGCGUAAUAACCGAAGGGGUUUCAGAAGACAAAAGGCUUUAAACGCUAAAAAGAAGUCCCCGCCGUAUUCUACAAAGUCAAGAAAUUUCUCAGCAUCUUCCGAGAGGUACAUUGUUCAUCAGAUUCAUAACAGCAUUGCAGAGAGUUCAUGUGACCUGCCCAGUAACCUCAAUAACUCUGUGGAGUUGGACUCGAAUUGCAUACUGGAAUCUGUAGCAGAAACAGAGGGUGAGCCCUGUCCUGGGGAUGGACCUGGAGGGCAGGACUGCUCUCUGUCCAAUGACGACAACAUCGAGAAGUCCUUUCGGGUGAAUCAGGAUGGCAGCAUGACAGUGGAGAUGAAGGUGCGGCUGACAAUUAAGGAAGAAGAAACAGUUAAGUGGACCACCACCCUAACACGCUCGCCUGCAGCUGACCAGCCCAACGUGGCCUGCAUAUCUGAGUUAGAGGAAGAGCAGGUUUACUUAAAUCAGUUAAACUCACACAGUUUACAAAAAUCUGAUGCUUCCAUUGACAUCUUCAACAAGGAUAGAUCUAAAGACGACAACGAUGAUGAUCCGCCAUCGUUGGGCAAUGAAGUUUUCAGUGAAAGUAGUUGUGAAGAAAAUAUUGAAAACCACACAGAUGUAGUAUCCUCAAGGAGAGUCCCUACCCCAGGAUGGAAAAAAAUAAGCAAAGAACAAGCUUCUGUGGAGAGCAUUGCAUCUCUUAAAGGGAAUGGGGUUGAAGAGGCAAACAGGACAACAGAACAGUUCUGCAUGGUUAAUCAGAGCAACACAAGACCAGUACCCAAACCAAGACGGCUAGGCUCUGUUGAUAUAAAAAGUAGAGAUAUCUCUGGUUUUAACUCAAAUGAAAUGACUGAAAUCAUGCAGACUGAAUUCAGCAAAGAGGAGGUCACUGAAACGGUUUUACACAUAUAUGAACAGCAGACUUGUCAGGAUAAUUUCCUUCCGAAUAUUUGUGCGCAAGACCUAUCUGUAGUCUGUGGGACUUUGGGGCCAGCUACUUCAGAAAUUGGGCAGCUUUCUUCAAAUAAUAAAUUUGAACAGGAGAUCUGGAGUCCUCCAACUGCAUCUGAGUCUGUUAGUAUCAAGUUGGGUGAUAGCACAUCUUUAAAAACAGAUUUACACUCAUCCUCUCUGAAAGCUGAUGCAGUUCAAGGACAACAGUAUAAGAAUCCUGCAAAAGGCCAUGUCAAGCCCCAACAGACAGACGUCAUGAGUGCCGCCUCAAAAUCUAGAUUCAUCAGCAGACAUGUUCAGCUGGUUGUAAUGCCAAGAAAAAGACAAAAGAAGAGCUCCAAAAAACGAGCCGAGAGACAUAAAAAAGUCAAACCAUUCUCCAGCGCUAUGUUCAUCAAGAGAAUUUAUGGUAAUAAAUCCAGUUCAGGAAAAAAGUUGAAAAAGCUUAAAAAGAAACCAACCUUAAAUUGGGACAAAGGGAUAGCGAUGGGAAGCGCACCAAAGCCAGAUGCUACAGUUAAAACUAGUGGUAAAGACUCAAAUGGAUCAUUAACUUUAAAAGAAAAGAAAAGCAGGCAAAUUUCUUUUAGAACAAGCACUAAUUUUAGUCAACCUCGGGGAAUUUUGACACGACAGACAUCAAUGCAUACGGAGACAAAGAAUGCAAACAAGUCAUCUGAUCUUAGUAGAAGCAUGUCCUUGUUGCCUUUUAAUGCCUCCAGCUCUGCCACUAAAGAGUAUGUAGAGAACUGGCUGGAGAAAACAGAUUUGAACCUGGCAUCUGACACAUAUAUGAAAAGUAAAAUAUUAGAGGUGCUUCCAUCUGCAAGAACUGAAAAUGUUAGGUGUGAAGAUGAAAAAGAAAAAAUCAUCACUUCUAAACAAUAUCAAGAGACGCCGAUCACAUCAUCUGUCAAACUCAGAGUACAGUCUUUUGAAAUCAAAUCAAAUCCACCAUUGGAGAAAUCUGCAAUUAGUCAAGUUAAACGUCACUCGAAUGGGAUCUGCUCUGGAAUAAAUCCACCAGCAGACCAAACAUCAACAGAAAUGGCAUUAGGCAGUGAAGAGGAAAAUCCAGAAACACCCACGGAUACAUUUUCCAUGGAGCUGCCGCCACCACCACCUGAACUACUGAACACUGGGUAUUCCACUCAGGACGCUCCAUCAGCAGCGAGCAGCUCUUUAUACAGACUCUCAUCAAUGAGCAGAUUAUCAGAGGAUCAUCCAUCAUCUUUGAGUCCUACAUCUGACAAGGCCAUAUCACCAACUAAUGACACGGUGGAAACCAACAACUGUUCUGCACAGCAUGGGGAAGAAUUAUCCAGAACUUCAUCCAUUAAAAGAGCUCCUUUGGUCAGUAAUGGUUCAUUUGAAAGGAAAAUGUCUCUCAGAAAGGCUUCUUUGGAUAAAUACACUUUAGGUAAUGACAACACUCCAAAGGCAGCCACAAUGUCUACUCCCUUCAAUACUGUGGGAGAUGAUGUGCCGCCUAAUGGAAUUACACAACCAUUUGAAGACCCACCUGUAGAAACCCAGCAUUCAGUUUUAGAUCUGGGCACACCAUCAUUUUGUUCUUCUUUAACAUCGGACCAAAGGAUGUCAUCUGCCAGCAUGUCAUUGAGUGAAGCUUCAAAGUUGAGCAACAUCCAAUUAAAAGAAACAAAACUUGUAAAAACAUCUCAAAAGGAGGCACCAUCACCCAAAACCUUGAUAAAAAGAGCAAAAAUAAAGCCUAGUCCAUCUCCAGAGAGAAUAUUACAAAACAAACCUUCUGUUGAACUUCAAAAUACCUCUCCUAAAUUAGCACCAGUGACUAGCCACACUCUGGAUAAAGUGGUUCUUCCAAACAUUGGAACAAAAGAACAUGUAAUGCCAAAUGCUAACCCUUCUGAGAAAAAAGAUCAUAAACCAAUAGAGCUCCAGAGAGCAUCUCCGUACUCUCAGUCUUUGGAUGUCUCACCACCUGUCAGACACAAAUCAAGUAGAAAGUUUCCCUCCGAAGACCUCUCUUUGGACAGUUCACCAGAAUCAACAAGUACGUCUCUAAAGAAAACAUCAUUCCAAAGACAAAGUCGCCAAACGCCACAGUCAGGAAAAUCAGCUGGUGAAAUGAAGGUCGAUGAUAAUAAGAUUGUAACAGCAGAUCAGGAUAAAUCUGCAUCAGACACACACGUAAAGCCACAGCCAACAAACACUGCAAACCAGCCAAACAUGAAACCAGUCCUCGAGAAGGUAUGCUGCUCGAUAAAGUCAAUUCGACAAAUCACCCAGAACAAACGACCAUCCUGUCUGGAGAAGUCCAACAGCUUACCAGACUUCUCCUCUCAUGUAGCCUCGACGUUUGGCUCCUCAACAAAAGCUCUCCUUGCUUUCCUGGCCGUCAUGACCCUAAAGGAAGGCUUAACGAACCUAACCAUGGACGAGUUGAACGUAAACCAUGUCAGCUGUGCCGAGGCUUUAAAAAUGAUCGAUUCCUUACAAGAAAUUGCCAACAUUGAAGAUUCCCACAAACUCAAAAUGAGUUUAUCAAAUUUACAACAGUCUGCCUCAAAGCAGCUUCUGCAAAGUUGGAAGGGCUUUCAGGAACUCGGUGAGCGAUGCAAAAGUCACAACUCAACACCUAAUGUGUCAUUCAUGACUGAGCCUGGUCCUGAACAAGACUGCGCCAUUGAAGAGACUGCGAUUGAUGAGAUCAUAGAUAACCUGGAUAUUCCUGAUAAGCUUAAGGAGGAGUUGGCUUCUCUUUCUGAGUGUGUAAAAAGCGAGGGUGACAAUGAAGAGAAGUUUGCUGAAAGACUGAAGCUGCCAGCAAAUCAAAACAACCAUGAAAUCGCAAACGAUGUUCCUACAAAAGACACAAUUCCUAAAGAAGAUGCAAGCGUCAAUGUGAAAUCAGUCACUGACAUCAACCAGCCAAAACCAUCGGAAGUGAUUUCAGAGACAGUAAUGCACCAACCAACUCAAAAUCAAGUAAAGACCAGCAAAGAUUACUUGAAUUUUGUGACUGAACACCAAUUAGAUGAAGUGAGUUGUGAACAAAGGCCUCAAGAAAGACAGCUUUCCUGUAAAACAUCCACGGAUGUGCAGUCAUGUAGGGAUGUGGACCAUCAAGACUAUCAGGGGAAGCAAAAACAGCCGCAGGAUGACGGUGGUGAUAAAUUACCACAAGAGCUGACAAAAACGAACGGAGGUGUGAGCAGUAGCAAAAAACUUGAAAAAGACAGUUGUAUCUUCAAAAAGGAGGAGCGCUGUUUGGAAUUUAGGCAGCUAAAGAUUCAAAACGAGGAAAAUAUCAUUGAUGACGUGCUACGCCGUGAUGAAGCGCAGACAUUUUCAAGUGCCAGUAACGAUUUAGAGAAAACCUGUAAAGACGUGUCGGAUGUGUGUGAGCUGCAUAAAUCAGAAAAUGAUGCAAAGGUUGCAUGUGAGGAGCUAAAGCAGGAAAGUAGUGAAGGUGAGGAUUUGUCUAACAAUGAGCAACCGAGUUCAAACCAAUACGUGGAAGUGAAUUUUAAAGGAAAGAACAGCAUAUCCAACAUGGACAGUGAAAGUUUCUCAGAGGAAGGACAGCCAGAGGUCAAAUGGAUGACCUCAGAGUGUCAAAUGUACAGUAUGGGUUUGAAUGUUAGCACAGGAAGCUCCAACUCAGAAGAUCCAUCUUCAGAGGAAGAGCAGCCAGUGGUUGACUGUAAAAAACUGCAGGUUAUUAUUGAGGAAUGUUUGUCAAGCAAUGAGGAAGAGCAGAACGAGAAGCUUUUUCGUGAACUUCCUAAAUUCAAGGAACAAACAAGACAAAGUAAAGGGCUGGCAGCUUUAAGACAAGAGAAAGAGAAAAUUAGCUCAGGGGGUGAAGCUAAUCCAAAAUGUCCAGUUACUCUUGACAGAGGUUUGAGCAAUUUGUUAAACAGUCAGAAUUUAUACAGCGUCAAAGACGACAGCGAUUUGGUAAUAUCUGAAAAGGGUUUUAGUUUUGAUAAAGAUGACGACAGUGGGAAUGACCACAGCAGCUGUGAGGAACAUGUCGAUGAACUAAAAGGCGAAGACGAUCAAAUCAGCAGCUCCGCUGAAGAAGAAUUAAACUACUAUGAAAAACCAUUCAGCUCCGAGGAGGAACAAGCCACUGUGGACAUAAACACCGAAGAAAGUCAUGCACGGCAUCAGGAAGAUCCACUCACACAAGCAGAAGGAACAAACUGUGAGAAGGGGGUGAAAACUCUUAAAUCAUCUGAAGAACGUCUCACCCAGUCUGUUGCAGAGAGGGUGAUUCUUCUGGAAAGUCAGGUUUCUGAUGUCCAGAAAGUAAAACACACGCCAGCAAGUUCCACCGCUAGACGUUUCUCCCAAAGAAAGACCCACGUUGAGUCAGAAGAAUCACCCUCUGAAUCACCCACAUCCGAGCUGCCUAUCUGUACCCGCUCAGCCCCUCAGUCAUCAUUGUCUUUCAGCUACGACUCCAGCGGGGUUGUAACCACAGAGCCUGAAGGCAGCCGGGUCAGAUCCAUCAGGGAAAUGUUUUUGGCAAAGAGUGCUACAGACGUCCAGCAGAAAUGUUACCCCAGCACAAACUCAUCAGAGCUGUCCGCAUUCAAGGCAGGGAGCUCCGACAGCGGUGGAUAUCAGUCUCAAACUUCAGGCGAAAUGUCCAGCGGAGAAGACGAUUCAGCACAGAAAUCCAUUACCAAAGGCUUCGUGAGGAGGACCAUCGAAAUGCUUUAUGGCAAGAAAGAAGCUAAACCAGAGGAAACAAGUGAGAGAACCCCAUCUGAGUCAGAUCACAGGAAAAAAGAGCCCUCGAGCAUCUUCUCGCCCUUUCACGCAGCCCGAUCCAAAGCCAUGUCCGAAUUGUCUUACUUCAAUUCCUCCAACGCGUUGGACGCUUUCAGUGAAGCGACAAGAUGCAUUGCUUUCAACGCACAAGUGGGGCCUGGAGACAGUGUCCCCAUUGAUAAUGGACGAUGGCUCCUUAGAGAGAACACAACAAUGAGAAAGUCACUGUCAGACCCAGUGGGAAUAAACAAGACCUUUUCGAGUGGUCCUCAAGAAAAAGAACUACAUGAAGAUGUAGCAGACACUCCAUAUUCUCUCUUCAGUGCAAAGCCAGAACUAGAGGACAAGACAAAUCCUCUACAUAGAAAGUGCACCUACUUCUCUCUGCCCCAUGCAACUGAAUCAGAGAUCUGUCAAGAUGAUCCAAGCACAGUAAGCAAGAGCUGCGUCAGUGGAGAGAACGUAGAAGAGGCCCAGGACAGUUCUGAAGACAACAAACUAAGCGUUCUGUUGAGCGUUGGCGUUCCUGACUUUAAGGUGAAGGAUAACAAAGUUCACCCGUUGGUAGAGCCACCUGAUGGUGAGGUUGUACUGGUGCAGCCUGGGAAAGGUCAGAGCAUCGUUAACAGAAGGCUUCAAGAACCUGACGUUUUAGAUUUGCUGUAUAAUUUUUGUGGCGCACAUUGUCCUAUUCUGUGA
Molecule: messenger RNA, 7249 nt
Organism: Nematolebias whitei (Rio pearlfish)
Lineage: Eukaryota; Metazoa; Chordata; Actinopteri; Cyprinodontiformes; Rivulidae
Product: oxygen-regulated protein 1
Exons: 4
Coding region: 77-7249 (2390 amino acids)
Biological process (GO): intracellular signal transduction; axoneme assembly; photoreceptor cell development
Cellular component (GO): axoneme
Source: RefSeq, a predicted model, not a curated record